Messenger RNA from Dimorphilus gyrociliatus, 2146 nucleotides. Lineage: Eukaryota; Metazoa; Annelida; Polychaeta; Dinophilidae. The record is from the annotation of a GenBank genome assembly.
AGUAACUAAUGCAAAAUAUUAUUCCUUUCCUUGGUGUCAAAUAUAUUAUGUAGGGAGGAAGAUAAGAGUGAUAAAAACGACUUACUAAUAGUUAGUACAGAAUGGCACAACCUGUUGAGAAUAUUCAGUUACCUCAUCCAGUUAUCUGGAAAAGGUGGAACGUUAAAAAUGGCGAAAUUGUCAAUCCAGGAACUGUACUUGGCUAUUACAAAAUUGAAGGAGAUACAGCAAAAUAUACACUGAAAAGCAAGAUCUCUGGAGGCAUAGCCAGCAUCUUAGUAAUGGCAGAAGACAACGUCGAGCAAGAGUAAGCUAUUACAUUUAACAUAUCGUCCAUUAUAAAUAUUUUAACAGCCAAACGUUGCUGACAAUUGAUACUACCAUUCGAUGUCUUCAUCAAACGAUUAUGAAGGGAUUAUGUGCAGAUUGUGGAAUUGAUCUUUUAAAUUCUAGUGAUAAUCCUACAACUUCAACUGAAACAGCAACUGUCUGCAUGGUUAACAGUAUACCUGAGUUAAAAGUUUCUCAAAAUAGAGCUGAGAUUUUGGGACGGAAGGAUGAAAAAAGAUUGUUAAAAAAUCGUCAGCUGGUUUUACUUGUUGACCUUGAUCAAACUUUAAUUCAUACUACCAAUGACGACGUUCCUCGAAAUCUGAAAGAUGUACAACACUUUGAACUGCCGUCUCGUCAAGCUGGUGGUAAAAUGCAGUGGUUUCAUUCAAAAUUUAGACCAGGGACUGAACAUUUUUUGGAAAAUAUGUCUGCAAAAUAUGAAAUGCAUAUCGCAACAUUCGGCGUAAGACGUUAUGCUCAUACUAUAGCUAAUCUUCUAGAUCCAGAAUCGAAAUACUUUUCUCAUAGAAUUUUAUCAAGAGAUGAAUGUCUUUCUCAAAAUGCCAAGACAGCGAACCUAAGCGCUCUCUUUCCUUGUGGUGAUUCCUUGGUUGUCAUCAUUGAUGAUAGAGAAGACGUUUGGAGCUUUAAUAAAAACGUUGUUAAAGUGCCAGCUUAUAGAUUCUUUCUUGGUACUGCAGAUAUAAAUGCACCAGUACACGUUCCAAGGGAAGGUGAAGUGGAACAGGGAUAUUUAGACCCAAGCAAGCAAUCUACUAGAUCAGAAAGAAUAACAAAGGUGAAAAAGGUAAUAAAUAAGGAUGGAAAAACAACAGAAGUAGAAGAAGAUAUGAUUGAAUGGGAAGAUAAAGAUGAUUAUCUAUCACAUCUAGAAGAUAUAUUACAUCGAAUACAUAAGCGCUAUUAUGACCAGUACAACCUGAAAAAUGAUCCAAUACCAUUGACAAAAAAUAUUGUCCAAAGUAUUCGGGCUGAAACUUUACGUGGAACACGUAUAUGUUUUUCAGGAGUAUUUUCGAGAUGUGUUAAACCAGGUCUUUCUUAUGCAUAUCAGAGUGCUGUUUCGUUGGGGAGUGUUGUACAUAAUGAUAUUAUAUUGCAUGGAGAUGAACCUACAACGCAUCUAGUUGCUUCCAAAUUAGGAACGAAGAAGGUUAGCGAUGCAAUGAAAUCGGGAAAGAUAAAAACCGUUAAUCCUAAUUGGUUAUAUCAAUGUGCUGAUAGAUGGCAGCACUGUGAUGAGGAACUUUUCCCAUUGAAUGAACAAACAUCAUCGGAUGCAAAUCGGGAGAAUUUAGAAGCAACUCGCUUAGCUAAGAAAAAAGCCGAAACUAUUAAACAACAAAUAGAAGAGGAGAAGAAAAAGGAAGCGGAACGAAAACGAAAAGAAUCUGAAUCCAAGACUGACCCAAUAUUUAAUCUAUGCAAACUUUCAAAACAAGAGCUGUCGAAUAUGGACAAAGAAGUCGAUGAUCUCAUAGAUGGAGCAUCUUCUAGUGAAUCUGAUGAUGAAGAGGCCCCAACACCUGAAGAAAUUGAACUUAAACGAAAAGUACUCUCGAGUCCAAGUGUAACUGACUCUUCUUCUGAUGAAUCUUUAAGUGGAGAAUAUCCAAAAGGAUGGAAAAGAAAGAUUAAACUACGAAGGCCUAAAUGUAAGAAACCUCGUUAUGAUAACAUUGAUGAAUCUUCAAGUGAUAGUAUGCUAUCUGAUAACACAGACAAGGAAGAUGAGGAGUCUGAGGAGGAAUUGGGUGCUAAGAUGGCAAGGGCACUACUUGAAAACUCUUGA